CUUCCGACUCCUCGGCUGCACCUGACCCAGGCGGAGCAGCUCUGGGCCGAUUCUUCCCGGGACAGGUUGGACGCCAAGCACCGCGAGACCCCUGCAGAGCCCCUUCGUCCCGCUUGGGAGAAGGCCUGCUUGCUGAAUGGCGGCCGUGGAUGACUUGCAGUUUGAAGAAUUCAGCGAUUCCGCCGCUUCUCUAGCAGCCCACCCUGCUGGUGCCCCAAGUGUUAAAGAGCCUGCUGAGACCCCAGACGACCAUGCAGGACCCCCAGGAGGCCUGGGGAGAGAGGAGGACGACGAGUUACUGGGAAAUGAUGACUCUGACAAAACUGAGUUACUUGCCGGACAGAAGAAGAGCUCCCCCUUCUGGACGUUUGAAUACUACCAAACCUUCUUCGAUGUGGACACGUACCAGGUCUUCGACAGAAUUAAAGGGUCUCUGUUACCGAUUCCUGGAAAAAACUUUGUGAGGUUGUACAUCCGCAGCAACCCUGAUCUCUAUGGUAUGUGUGUUGCCUGCUGCCACUGA
Molecule: messenger RNA, 523 nt
Organism: Ochotona curzoniae (black-lipped pika)
Lineage: Eukaryota; Metazoa; Chordata; Mammalia; Lagomorpha; Ochotonidae
Product: protein YIPF1-like
Exons: 5
Coding region: 137-523 (128 amino acids)
Biological process (GO): vesicle-mediated transport
Cellular component (GO): Golgi apparatus
Molecular function (GO): small GTPase binding
Source: RefSeq, a predicted model, not a curated record